Messenger RNA from Fopius arisanus, 1764 nucleotides. Its product is annotated as Tyrosine--tRNA ligase. The transcript has 3 exons. The coding region runs from base 293 to 682 and encodes 129 amino acids. The record is from RefSeq and is a predicted model, not a curated record. Lineage: Eukaryota; Metazoa; Arthropoda; Insecta; Hymenoptera; Braconidae.
GACAGUGCAUGUUUAAAGUCCAACGUAUUUUAAUAUAAAGAAAAUAGGUAAAAAUCUACAAGACAUUCUUUUCAACAAAUAGCAAAAACAAAUAAUCAUAAUUUUUUCCGUCAUUAAUUCUGUGAAAAUAGAAAGUAUUCGAUCGAUUCCAUGUCUACAUAGCUCAAACGGAAAAAUACAGUCGUGUUUACGUGAAAUUUGACGAAAGUAUUUGUCAGUGGCCAAGGACGGCAAGUGAAUUAAUUAAUUUUUUUCCGAGGAUAAUACUUUGACUUCAUUAUAAGCUGAGAGAAUGGCAUGUCUGAGAGUUGUUGCUGUUCUACUUGUGUCAGUAUUCUAUUUCACGAUUAUUGAUGGUGCUGCAGUUCGUACAGAUAUAUUUGAGGAUUUUCCCCAGAUCGUUCCACAGGAGAUCAAAGAUGAAAGGUUAAGGAUCGAACGCGAAGCCACUACACCAGAGACCACGAAAAAUUUCUGCCGCAGCCAACCUUGUGGAUGGGUAGUUUAUAAACAAUUUACAAGACAGCUUCAAACGUUCAUCUCGAAUAUUUGCACGUGCAGCGACUCAAGCUUCAAAUGUAUCCGCACGGAUGACGACCUCUCGGUGAGUGCUUAUGUCUACCACUGUCGUCAGAACACCACUGCACACGACAUCGAGGCACCCGAGAAUACCAACUUAUAACUGACAACAAUUAGCCCUUUUUCAUCAAUUUUUUUUCAUUAAUUAGUUCCAUCCUUAAUUAAAUUUAAUUGAUUAAUAUCUUCCAUUCACGUGUCUUCGACAUAUAAUUCGGUAAUAAUGAAGAAAAUAGAGUGGAACCUAUGAAUGAGAAAAUAAGUACAUAUAUAGAGAGUUUAAGAUACCGUAUGACUUUGUUGUUAAAUGUUAAAGUUAUGAACAGGAAAAGUCGAAGGAUAUUUCCGCAAGCCAGGGGGAAUGAAAGAAACGCAGCCAAUGUCAUGUAAAGUUUUGAAUACAUCGAUGAAUGUAUUAAAGAACUAUGUGCAAAAGUUGAGAUAGCCUGAGUCGGGAUAGCAGCUGAACGAAAUUUCAAAUUUAAUGUUCAUAUCUAAUGUUAAUUCGGGCAUUGACAAUUGUGCUAUUAGUUCUAUCUUAUCGUUUAAGCGGCAAAGUGGAAAAAAUGCUGAGCUUAUUGAUGCCCCAUUUCACUUCAUGCAUAAAUAGUCGGUUUAGGACUGUCCUUCUACGCCUAGGCUAUCUGAAAUUUAGCAAAUCUUUGAUUAAUGGAUUCAUUGGUGUACUAAAAAAUGUUCCUUCUUGUAUUUCCUUCAUCCCGCCGGAUUAUCCUUAAUGGGAUUUUGAGGCAUCAAUGUCCCUCUUUAGAACCCGUCUGAUAAUACAUUUUGACCAACUAUUUUUAUAAAUGAAAGUUUCACCAGUUUUUCACAAUUUUUUAAAAUGACAAAAGUUUAUUUUGGCUUCAUUGCCAUGGAGAAAAAUAUGCGCACAUAACGUGUCGUGUACUUUCAUUGAAAAUGUAAUAAAAUGCUAAUCAUAAUAAUUUUUAAGAGAUGCGUGUCGACAGAUAAAUUUGUGGAAAUUGUUUUGUUUAAUAUGUUACCAAUUAAUAAGUCAUUUUUGCGUAAUUUUGAAAUGAAGUUCUCUUGCUUCUUCCACAAUAUAAUUCAUGAUUUCUCGUGUCAUCAAUUUUCAAUAAAGAAACUUAUCUUAUCCAUGAAGCACAGACGUGUGUCUCCAUGUAGCAGAGUGUAUUUUCGAUUCGCAAAUCAUAUACUGUUGCG